AUGUCCAGCUUUGACAAGGUCGUGAAGUCGGCUUGCAAGCCAAAGGCUGCCCCGCCAAAGGCAAAAUAUCUAGAUCGAAUCAUAGCCGCGACCUGGUCCGAGGAUGGUGCCGUCUACGAUGUCUGCAAGGCACUGAUACCUCGCCUACGGGAACCAAAUGCAAUAGUCGUGUUCAAGGCAUUAAUUGUGUUACACACAAUGAUCCGCAAUGGGGCUACCGACAACGUACUCUCGCACCUCUCCUCUUCGGAGGUACUCCGUUUGCGCAAUAUUUCUGCAGGUAACAACUGGGAAGGGUAUCAUGCACCGCAGAAUUUGCAGCAUUAUGCACUUUACCUCGACUCUCGCAUCCGCGCAUUUAGGGAGCUGAAACAUGACGCGAUACGAGUGCAAUCAGAAACGAACCGUGACAUGCGCGUGAACAAUUCUAUAGAAGAGGACAUGGCAUAUACCACCGCCCCGAAGACCUCAUCUACCAAGUCAAAAGGUCCGCAGCGUAGUAAAACAGUCAUGGGUCGAAAGUUGCGUGUGAUGACCGUCGAAAAGGGUCUGCUUAGGGAAACGAAAACUGUUCAGAAAAUGAUCGACUCGUUGGUCGAGUGUCGGUUCUACUUGGACGACCUGGAAGAUGAACUUACCAUCACUGCGCUUCGCAUGCUUGUCAAGGACCUUCUGAUCCUCUUCCAAGCAUGCAAUGAGGGUGUUAUCAAUGUUCUAGAGCAUUACUUCGAGAUGUCCAAGCACGAUGCAAAGGAUGCUCUUUCUAUCUACCGUCAAUUUUGUGAACAGACGGAGCGCGUCGUGGAAUAUUUGGGCGUUGCGAAAAAGCUGCAAAAUCUUCUCAAUGUUCCGAUACCCAACCUGAAACAUGCUCCAGUGUCACUGGCAAGCUCGCUGGAGGAGUAUCUGAAUGACCCUAACUUUGAACAGAACAGAAUCGAGUACAAGGCGAACAAAGAAGCAGCUGACAGGAACGGAAAACCUCCUAACGGUACCUUUUCGUCGCCUGCACCACCUACAAGGCCUACCCCUUCUACUAGUUCCACCACCACCAUCUCCUCUGCGCCAUCAGGGUCAGGUAGCAAGGGGAACGUAGACAAGACCACGCUUGACCUUUUCAAUUCGAUAGAAGAGGAGCACCCUACUGCAAGCCCUCCCAUAAGCAGUACAAUGGCCCACAUGACCAACUCAUUCCAGCAAGUUGCGCACAACCCGUUCGUUCAGCGUCAGAUGACGGGGGCGUUUCCCACCCAUCCAACAAACUUCCCUCCGCAAUUCCAGAUGCAGCCGACGGGAUUUGUGGUCUCCCAGCCAUUUCAACCUGGUCAACGGGCGUUCCAGCCGUCUCAGUCGCUUCAACAGUCACCUCAACACCGACCAUUUUCUACUUUCUUACAAUCCACAACCAACUGGCUUCCAACCAGCAGUGACUGGAGGGUGCAACAGCAUUCAACACCGGAUUUACAUCGCCUUUCGUUCCGAACGUCUCAACCGCCUGGUCAGCUGGGCUCUGACAUGCCAUUCCAAGGGCCUCAGGCUUUCGCACCACCUAGUACACAAGGUCAACAACCAACGUUCACCACUACGGCAGGAGGACAAACCAGUUCUCGUAACUUGGCAGACGUCCCCGCGCGACCCGCAUCUACACCUCUCACGACUUUUGGUGCCGCCCAACCGGCCUUUGCAUCUCCACCCAUUGCCCAGCCAGUGAAAAGCCAUCAAACAGGCUCGCGGAAUCCCUUUGGUGUCCCGGUGUCGCCUGCCCCCCCAGUACCGAAGCCACCGACUCUCAUGGAAUUGUCGAUGGGGAUGAGGAACUUUACGGCGGAGGGCAGCCAACUUAUGGCUCAGCAGCCGCAACCAACAGGCACCCCGGGCACUUUCGGAGCGGGUUCCAGUGCUCCAGAGUCCUCGAUCUCGAGCGUUGCGUCUUCGUUUGCAUUUUCUAAGAAGCAGGAAUAUGGCUCUGGACCCCCAAGCAGUAAUUUAAACGGCGUCGGGUUGAAUCCUCACAUGACCGGGACAACGGGUUCCACCUUCCAAGAUUCCUUGUUCUCUUCGUUUUCACCACUGUCAUCCCAGCCUACAGGUGCUACAAUCACAUCUUCAGCAUCCUCAAUCUCAGCGCUGCUGAAGCCGCAGAUGACUGGCAUGGCUGGAUUAAAACCAUUCAAGCCAACCUCUAGUUUUGGUGCUGCCCUACUGGAAUCGCUUCCACCAAUCCCACAAUCGACGGCCGCCACACCCGACGUCACGGGAAUACCGGGACCAACACACACUUCCACGCCAUCCUUGCCAACCACGUUUGCGCCGAAUAGCUCCAAUUUUUCCAGCAAUCCAACUGGGGGUGCUACUGGGAGUCUCACUUCACAACCCACCGGUAUGCUUUCCGCUUUCCCACCUCAUAACGGUGGGUCUACAGUGGGUGUCGGCCUCAGGCCACAAGUCACCGGGACCCCAGGGGCCGCGAAUCCCUUCCGCUCGACGAUGUUCGCCACUUCUCCCACGAAUAUGACCAAUUCACUUACGUUGCCUCCCGCUUCAACACCGCAAAUGAAUGGAAGCCUGAGCGGUACUUCUGCGCUGGGUGUAGGAUUCGGAGGAAGCAACGCCUUUUCGGCGGGGUUUGGUACUAGCGACCCGAAUGCCUUGAAAGCGCAGGCCGGACCGUCUCUCAUUUGA
This is a messenger RNA of Pisolithus orientalis, 2682 nucleotides long. Its product is annotated as ANTH-domain-containing protein. The transcript has 10 exons. Gene Ontology annotation, biological process: vesicle budding from membrane; clathrin-dependent endocytosis; clathrin coat assembly. Gene Ontology annotation, molecular function: clathrin heavy chain binding; phosphatidylinositol-4,5-bisphosphate binding; SNARE binding. Bases 1 to 2682 code for a protein of 893 amino acids. Lineage: Eukaryota; Fungi; Basidiomycota; Agaricomycetes; Boletales; Pisolithaceae. Gene Ontology annotation, cellular component: clathrin-coated vesicle; clathrin-coated pit. The record is from RefSeq and is a predicted model, not a curated record.